Messenger RNA from Rhineura floridana, 1043 nucleotides. It is a transcript of the gene IAH1, whose product is annotated as isoamyl acetate hydrolyzing esterase 1 (putative). Lineage: Eukaryota; Metazoa; Chordata; Lepidosauria; Squamata; Rhineuridae. The coding region runs from base 165 to 968 and encodes 267 amino acids. Gene Ontology annotation, molecular function: hydrolase activity, acting on ester bonds. The transcript has 6 exons. The record is from RefSeq and is a predicted model, not a curated record.
CGCUUUGUCCUGCGCUGGACACAACGAGCAAAGCACAGCCCCAUCAGGAGCCCUCCGCCCGCUCCUCCUCGCCUGGCGCAAAGGAGGGCCCGCGAAGGCGCUCGACGAGCCACCUCACGUCCGGCUCUUGCAGGAGUUCCGCCCCCGGCGAGACGACGGAGUCAAUGGCCCUGUCUGAGGCUAGUGCCUGUCGCAGGAUGCUUCUGCGGCCCCCUCGGGUCAUUCUUUUCGGAGACUCCAUCACUGAGUUUUCCUUUGAAGAAAAUGGAUGGGGAGCGAGCCUCGCUCACCGCUUAGCUAGAACAUGGUAUUAUAGGAUGACAUUUCUUUAUACAUAUGCCGAUUUUAGAAAAUGUGAUGUUCUGAAUCGCGGACUCUCUGGCUACAACACAAGGUGGGCAAAAAUGGUUCUUCCAAGACUGAUCAGCAAAGAUUCUGAUGCGAAGAACACUAUUGCUGUAACCGUCUUCUUUGGAGCCAAUGAUGGUGCUUUAAAAGAUGUGAACCCUAAACAACAUGUUCCAUUGGAUGAGUAUGCUGACAACUUGAAAAGUAUGAUACAAUAUCUAAAGUCUGUGGACAUUGCAGAGGAUAAAGUUAUUUUAGUGACACCACCACCCCUAGAUGAAGCAGCUUGGGAAAAAGAGUGUAUUGCCAAAGGUGAAAAAUUAAACCGGCUCAACUCUACCACUGGGGAAUAUGCCAAGGCAUGUGUUAAAGUAGCUAGCGAUUGUGGCACUUCUGUCAUUGAUCUAUGGACACUUAUGCAAAAAAAUAACCAGGACUUUAGCUGCUAUCUGUCUGAUGGACUUCAUUUAUCAGGGGAAGGAAAUAAUUUUCUAGCAAACCAGCUUUGGUCAUUCCUGGAACAAAAAACUUCAACAGUCCAUGUUCUGCUUCCCUACUGGCGUGAUGUGGAUCAUCUGCACCCUGAAGUUAGUCUUCAGGGGAAUCCUCAUGAUUUAUAAAAGUAAUAAAACAGUAGCUGUUUGAGAGAUAACAACAAGUGUCUGCACGUAAACAAAAUAAAUUUUUCUUUUCUA